ACGUCCUCCUUCAAUUCUUUUUGCCCCACUCACCAUUAAAAGAUAAGAAGCCAUAACACAUAUGCCUCAACACAAGAACAACAAUGGUGGAAACUGAGACUAAGAGUGACACAAACAAGAAACCAACAAUGGAGAAUAAUGAGAAAUAUGUCACACAAACACAACAACAACAUGAACAUGAUGAUGAUGAUCCGAAGAUUAACUAUAGAGGCUGGAAGGCCAUGCCCUUCAUCAUAGGAAAUGAAACCUUUGAGAAACUUGGAGCCAUUGGAACCUUAGCAAACCUGUUGGUGUAUCUAACAACAGUUUUCAACCUGAAGAACAUCACAGCCACAAACAUGAUCAACAUCUUCAACGGCAGCACCAACUUUGCAACCUUGAUUGGUGCCUUCUUCUCUGAUACUUACUUCGGUCGCUACAAAACACUUGGAUUCUGCACUACCACCUCCUUUUUGGGCUUGCUUGUGAUUCAACUAACAGCAGCAUUCAAGAAUCUUCAUCCACCAGAAUGUGGAAAUGAGAGUAGCACAUGCAAGGGUCCAACAGCGGGUCAAAUGGCGUUUCUUCUCUGCGGAUUCGGCCUUCUUCUGAUUGGUGCAGCCGGUGUUAGACCAUGUAACUUAGCAUUUGGUGCAGAUCAAUUCAAUCCAAACACUGAAUCAGGAAAAAAAGGCGUCAACAGCUUCUUCAAUUGGUACUUCUUCACCUUCACCUUUGCACAAAUGGUGUCCCUCACACUAAUUGUGUAUGUUCAAUCAAAUGUGAGUUGGGCCCUUGGUCUUGGAAUCCCUGCGGCUUUGAUGCUUCUUUCAGUUGUGGUCUUCUUCGUGGGUACCAAGAUUUAUGUGAAGGUUCAACCAAAUGGUAGCCCCAUAACUAGUAUUGUGCAAGUUUUAGUGGUUGCAAUCAAGAAAAGGAGACUCAAAAAACUACCUCAAAAAGAGUAUCCAAUGCUUUCACUCUUCAAUUAUGUCCCACCUAAGUCUUUGAACUCUAGACUUCCUUACACUCAUCAGUUCAGGGCAUUGGACAAAGCUGCAAUUAUGACCCCACAAGAUAAAAUAAACCCUGAUGGAUCUGCAGCUGAGCCAUGGAAGCUUUGCAGCAUGCAGCAAGUGGAAGAAGUGAAAUGCUUGAUGAGGGUGUUACCUAUUUGGUUCUCAGCAAUUUUGUACUAUUUAGUUAUUGUUCAGCAGCACACUAUUCUCGUGUUCCAAGCACUUCAAUCAGAUAGAAGAGUUGGCCACACCAACUUCAAGAUCCCAGCUGCAUCUUACUAUGUUUUCCUCAUGUUGUGUAUGACUCUCUGGUUGCCAAUCUAUGACCGGAUAUUAGUCCCUUUAAUGCGCCGAGUUACCGGAAAAGAAGCCGGCAUCACGCUCCUUCAGAGGAUGGGAAUCGGCAUAUUCCUCGCUAUACUUAGCAUGAUUGUGUCUGCUUUUGUUGAAGGACAUAGAAGAAGCCUAGCUCUAAGCAGUCCUAUAGGAAUGCAGCCCAGAAAAGGCGCGAUUUCAUCCAUGUCAGCACUUGUUUUGAUUCCUCAAUUGGCAUUAGCAGGGCUAUCUGAAUCGUUCACUGCUGUUGGACAAGUUGAAUUUUACUAUAAGCAGUUCCCUGAGAACAUGAGAAGCAUUGGACAAUCACUAUUCUAUUGUGGCAUGGCAGGGUCAAGUUACUUGAGCACUCUGUUGAUCUCAAUUGUUCAUAAAACCACGGCCAAAUCGGCCACUGGCAAUUGGUUGCCGGAGGAUCUUAACAAGGGCAGAUUGGACUACUUCUAUUUCAUGAUUGCAGCUCUAGAAGUCAUGAAUUUGGGGUACUUUUUGAUGUGUUCAAGAUGGUACAAAUACAAAGGAAAUAAUGAUAGUUAUAGUAAUAAUAGUAGCAUUGAACUUAAUGGAAUAACUAAAACUUCUGAAACAUCAAUUAAUGGUGUUUAAUUAUGACUCAAGUCAAUAAGACACUGUAAUAUUAUUGAUAUUGUACUAUUGGAUUAUCUUAAUACUUUGGUGCACUAUAGCGUUAUUAUAGUGUAGUGUA
Arachis ipaensis is the source of this 2040-nucleotide messenger RNA. RefSeq names its product protein NRT1/ PTR FAMILY 2.11. Gene Ontology annotation, molecular function: transmembrane transporter activity. Lineage: Eukaryota; Viridiplantae; Streptophyta; Magnoliopsida; Fabales; Fabaceae. Gene Ontology annotation, cellular component: membrane. Gene Ontology annotation, biological process: transmembrane transport. The record is from RefSeq and is a predicted model, not a curated record.